CGAUGCGCCGGUGAGCCUCGCACCGGGAGCCCGGCGGCCACCCCCUAAAUCAUCCACAGACAAGCUUAUGAGAAAAAUAGAAGGAAGAAGGCCAAAGAGGCAUGCCAGAGAAGGAAGUUUGCAGAGUCCAAGGAGUUCAGAGAAGAGUGCGGUGGGACUGCCUCUGAGAGGGAGUAUUUGCAUCACUAAUUCUUGACGGGUUUACCUUCUGGGACUCCGACCUUGGACUGCUGCCGGGACAUUUGUCUUGGACUUGGCUGCUGAGCUGGUUACUAAGGAGUUUCACUGGAGCAUGACUUCGAAUAUGACUCUUCAGUAAUGCAGAGACUGUAUCCUCCCUGGGCCUACCUUGGAAGCUAGAUCUGCAGCUGCCCUUCAGUCAUGGUUGUUUCAAGAUUAAAAGCCAUUUCCCUGUCAUUGCCAAGCCUUUUUCUUCUUGCUUUUCAUCUCUCAGCAUCACAGAAUGUACCUGAAUAUUCUGAAGCUGAACAUCAGCAAUGUGUCAGGAAAGAACACCCCACAAUUGCUUUUGAAGAUCUGAAGCCCUGGGUGUCGAAUUUCACCUAUCCAGGUGUGCAUGACUUUUCUCAGCUUGCACUGGAUGCCAACAGGAACCAGCUCAUUGUGGGAGCAAGGAACUACCUCUUCAGACUUAGUCUACACAACAUUUCUCUUAUUCAGGCAACAGCAUGGGGUUCAGAUGAAGACACCAGGAGGUCCUGUCAAAGUAAGGGGAAAACAGAGGAAGAGUGCCAGAACUAUGUCCGAGUGCUGAUUGUUUAUGGCAAGAAGGUUUUCACCUGUGGUACCAAUGCCUUUUCACCGGUGUGUUCCAGUCGACAGGUAGGGAAUCUUAGCAAAAUCAUUGACAGAAUUAAUGGAGUGGCUCGGUGCCCGUACGACCCUCGGCAUAACUCGACAGCUGUGAUUACAUCACGAGGAGAACUCUAUGCUGCAACUGUAAUUGAUUUCUCUGGACGGGAUCCCGCUAUUUACCGCAGCCUUGGAAACGUUCCCCCACUCAGGACAGCACAAUACAACUCCAAAUGGCUCAACGAGCCUAACUUUAUUGCCGCCUACGACAUCGGUUUGUUCACCUACUUCUUCUUCCGUGAGAAUGCGGUAGAACAUGACUGUGGGAAAACGGUGUAUUCUCGGGUGGCAAGGGUUUGCAAAAAUGAUAUUGGAGGGAGAUUCCUGCUGGAGGACACGUGGACAACUUUCAUGAAGGCCAGGCUGAACUGCUCCCGUGCUGGAGAAAUCCCUUUCUAUUAUAAUGAACUGCAAAGCACCUUCUACCUUCCUGAGCAAGAUCUGAUCUAUGGUGUCUUCACUACUAAUGUAAACAGCAUAGCUGCCUCAGCAGUGUGUGCCUUCAAUCUAAGUGCCAUCACUCAGGCUUUUAACGGCCCUUUCCGUUACCAAGAAAACCCAAGAUCAGCCUGGCUGCCAACGUUAAACCCCAUUCCUAAUUUCCAGUGUGGCACACUGAGUGAUGACAGCCCUAACGAGAACCUGACGGAGAGAGUCCUGCAGGAUGCGCAGCGUUUGUUCCUGAUGAACGAUGUCGUGCAGCCGGUGACAGUAGAUCCCUACGUGACUCAGGACAGCAUUCGAUUUUCCAAACUGGUGGUUGAUAUUGUUCAGGGGAAGGAUACUCUCUACCACGUGAUGUAUAUUGGAACAGAGUAUGGCACCAUCUUGAAGGCCCUUUCUACCACUAACAGGAGCCUGAGGAGUUGUUAUUUAGAGGAAAUGCAGAUCCUCCCUAAUGGACAACGGGAAGCAAUCAAGAGCCUCCAAAUCCUGCACAGUGACAGGUCGCUCUUUGUGGGCUUAAAUAAUGGAGUGUUAAAAAUUCCUCUGGAGAGAUGCUCCAUGUACAGAACAGAAGGGGAAUGCCUAGGAGCCAGAGACCCUUAUUGUGGCUGGGAUAACAAGCAGAAGCGAUGCACCACCAUUGAGGACAGCUCCAACAUGAGCCUAUGGACUCAGAAUAUUACUGAGUGCCCAGUGAAAAACCUAACAACAAAUGGAAGAUUGGGGCCUUGGUCCCCAUGGCAACUGUGUGAGCAUUCGGAUGGGGACAGCACAGGCUCCUGCAUGUGUAGGUCACGUUCAUGUGACAGCCCACGUCCUCGCUGCGGAGGUCGCGGCUGUGAAGGGGCCAGGAUCGAGGUCGCAAAUUGCUCAAGAAACGGCGCUUGGACACCCUGGUCCUCCUGGGCCCCGUGUAGCACCUCCUGUGGCAUAGGCUUCCAGGUCCGGCAGCGAUCCUGCAGCAACCCUGCUCCUCGCUACGGGGGCAGGGUCUGCGUUGGACAGAGCAGGGAAGAAAGAUUCUGCAAUGAGAACAGUCCAUGUCCAUUACCGAUUUUUUGGUCUUCGUGGGGUCCUUGGAAUAAAUGCAGUGUGAAUUGUGGUGGAGGGAUUCACUCAAGGCAGAGGUCCUGUGAAAAUGGAAAUACAUGUCCGGGCUGUGCUGUGGAAUAUAAGACCUGCAACCCAGAGAGCUGCCCGGAGGUGCGCAGGAACACACCCUGGACCCCGUGGAUGCCCGUCAACAUCACCCAGAACGGCGCCCGGCAGGAGCAGCGCUUCCGCUACACGUGUCGUGCCCAACUGGCUGAUCCCCACGAGCUGCAGUUUGGGAGGAAGAAAACUGAGAGUCGAUUCUGUCCCAACGAUGGCUCAGCAGUGUGUGAUACUGACUCUCUUGUUGAUGACCUCCUCAAGACCGGUAAGACCUCUGCACGGAUAAUCAACGGGGGCUGGUCCUUUUGGGGGGCCUGGUCUUCCUGUUCCAGGGACUGUGAGUUGGGCUUUAGGACCAGGAAGAGAACAUGCACAAACCCUGAACCUAAAAAUGGUGGCUUGCCCUGCGUGGGGUCUGCAAUGGAGUACCAAGACUGCAACCCGCACCCCUGCCCAGUGAAAGGUUCAUGGUCUUGCUGGACUCCUUGGUCUCACUGCUCAGCAACCUGUGGAGGAGGCCACUACCAGCGCACUCGAACGUGCACCAACCCAGCUCCGUCUAGCGGAGAGGACAUCUGCAUUGGUCUGCACACUGAGGAGGCCCUUUGCAAUACGCACCCAUGCGAAGGUGGCUGGUCAGAGUGGUCAGAGUGGAGCCUGUGUAAUGAAGAGGGCAUCCAGUACCGCAGCCGGUACUGCAAGAUACACAGCCCAGACCCUUCUCAGUGCGUCGGAAACAGUACGCAGUACCAAGAUUGCCUGUACAAUGAAAUUCCUGUGAUCCUGCCAGCCUCCAGCAUUGACGAGAGCACAAAAUGUGGAGGUUUUAGUCUCAUCCAUCUGAUUGCCACUGGGGUCUCCUGCUUCUUCGGCUCCAGCCUCUUAACAUUUGUGAUUUAUGUGUACUGCCAGCGCUGUCAGAGGCAGUCCCAGGAGUCAACCGUUAUCCACCCAACCACUCCCAACCAUCUCCAUUACAAGGGCAACACAACCCCCAAGAACGAGAAGUACACCCCUAUGGAGUUCAAGACACUUAACAAGAACAAUUUGAUACCAGAUGACAGGACCAACUUCUACCCGUUGCAGCAAACCAACGUGUACACAACGACCUAUUAUCCCAGUACACUGAACAAAUAUGACUACAGGCCCGAGGCCUCCCCCGGAAGGACCUUUACCAACAGCUGAUGAUGGACUCAUCCUACAGGACUGGAUCACUUCUACAUGAAUUUUUUUUAACUGAUUCUAUGGACCAAAUCCUGGCCCAGCCUCUAGAUGUAAAUAUUGUACAGUAGGGUCUCCUUAUUUUUUUUUUCUUCUCCUUUGAUUAAUUGUAUUUCUUGUAAACAGCACAUCUCCUUACAAGGACAAAAAUGCAUCUGGACCAUUCUGCAGAGCUUUUGUGGAUGUUUGGCUGGAGAUGGCUCUUACUACUGCAACUGUUUAUGGCUGGAAGAUCAGCGUUGCUGUCCAAGGCCGACGUUGUCGAGGAGGUGGCUGUGUGCCGGGCUCGUUGGCCACCACGCAGCAGCACACGGGUGCACUCUGAGCCAGGCAAGAGGUGGCCUCCUGGAGCAGGGGUGUCUGCCUGGUGAGAAGCAUCCUUCCUGAGACAGGACAGCACCGGUGUACCGGCUGUCACGCAGCUCAUGAGACAGGCCAAGCGGGACUCCAUCGCGCCAACAACUUGAAGAACGUUUUCUUUUCCUUUUCCUUUUUUUUUUAUUUUUGAUUUUUUUAAUGUUUCUGAAAAAAGAAAAAAUAUUUAAAAAAAAAACAAAACAAGAAGUGACUUUCUAGGGCAGUGUUCCCUGUACCUUCAACAGAAUCUUUUCAUAUUACAGGAAAUACUCUCCGUGGCCGCCUUUGGUAACAUACAGCUCAGCUGAUGAGAAACAACACACCAACAAAGUGCGUUACCCAAAGAAGCUUUCCAGAAUGUUUCCAGUCUUAAUUAAAAGGAAAUUACACAGGCAGUGAGACACUGAGGAAAGUAAAUGUUGGAAAAACAUCGGAGAAAUGAACUUGGAGUGCCUAACAAACAAAGAUGUUUAUAUCACUGGAAAAAAAAAAGAUGUGAUGAUUGCCUCACAAGAGCCAUGGGCUUUUUCUUUUUGCUUUCUUCCUUUUUCUUUGUUUUUUCUCUUCUGAGAUGCUGUUAACUCUUUUUGUUCCAGCUCUGAUCCUGAUUGCAGUUUGCCAGGAAAGGCAACUUUAGAGGCCACGCUCUUCUUGUGGGAAAUCGCCAUGGUUUGGGCUAUUUUUUCCUCGUGUUUUAUUGUUGGCUUUUAGUUUGUUUACUUUCAAAGAGCGAAUAAUUCUGACUUUGCAAGGGGAGGGUAUUUUUGUAAGGAAUGUUUCCAUAGUCUGACAUGACCCAGAAAGUCUGCUGCACAUUCUUAUAGCGUCUUCCAGUCAGUACUCUAUGAAAUAGUAACACAGCUGAGUAAUGUGCAUUGUUUGCCAGUAUUUCUUUAAUUUUCCUGAACAAAAACAACCCGAGGAACAAAUGCUGCUGCGGCUAUUGAAGUAAAUUGGGGCGGUAGCAUUAUUAAACAGUAUAUCCAGCCUUGAGAUGUAAUUUUGUGUAUGUGUGUGACCGUGUCUAUAAGAACUGUAUUAGUUUGAUGCAGAAGCCAUGUUGUCUACAACCAGAUGUUUGUCUGACAUAAUUGUUUGGCAAAACAAAAAAAGGAAACUUAUUGCUGGUGCUUAAUGUACAACUACAUCCAAUGUGUUAGCAACGUGAACAAGUUCACCGCUGUUAUCAUUCAGUGUUUCUAAAUAUUUAUAAUGAACUCCUGAUGCUAAGGAUUUUAGAAUGUCGCGAUACCGAGCAUGAGAUAAAAGUACACCCUGAAACGUGCAUGAGCUCACGUGGUCCCGAGCUUGGCUUUGUUGUCUGCAUCUUGCUCGAGCGCUUGCCGUGCCCGAGCUUGGCCGGUGCCUCGCCCGUGUUCCCAGCGGUCCCGUUUGUCCUCGCUUUAUUUCGGCUCUCUCUGUAAGCUGACACCGAUCGUUUCUCAGUGCUGUUCCCUUGCCAGUUACUUGUUUGGUGCCCAGCCUGGGCUGUGUGCUCAGCUCUUUCACGUAGGCAGCCGGUAGGAAAUGAAGAGAGACUGUGUUGCUCGUGACAAGUAUAUUGCUUUUCCCGUGAGGAAAAGCCAACAUGGCUCUGUAAGCCUGUGCUACGGUGGUUUGACCAGGAGGCAAGAAUAAAGUAGCCUCCCAUUUUUAAAUUACUUUGUUCAACUUCAGUUUGCAGUGAUUGAAGGCUGUAGGGGUAUUUGUAAUAAAGUGGGGUUAUUAGCACUGCCACGAGAACACCUUAGGCUCAGUGGUGCCCGUCAUUUUCAGCAGCUGUUUUUCCUAAUUUAGCAGCUCAUCCUGCUUCUGCUCUGGUCUCAUCAGCUGAAACAGAGGGAACAGAGGAAGAGAGAGAGACAGAGGUGCCCUUGAGUAGAUGUACUCGCAUUUGGAGCAGUGGGGUCAGGAGCUGAUGGAGACCUUGAAGCUCUGUCUGAAGCAGCCUGCUGCAACCAAGCAGGCACAGUGCCUUGGUGGCCCUCAGCCCCCUGGUAAUGUUGCUGGGACGAGAGCAGCAGGAGUGAAGCAGGAAAGCCUUGGGAGCAGGUAGCAGGGCCUGCAGGGGGGGUUCUUCCCAGGCCUCUAAAUCCCACCUGAGGAGCGAUGACUUUGUACCUCGUGCCAGGACGAGUUUGCCCCAUCUCACUGAAUGUCUGCAUCUCCCUCAGCAACACUGACAAUCCUGACUUAAGGUAGUUCUAACAAACAACUAUGUAGCCCAGUGGUUGAAAAUUAUUACAUUAGACUAUCAGAAUGGGAUUUCCCAGCUUUAAUUUAUGUGAUUCAGAAGAAAACAUUGGCUCCCAAGAUCUCACCCAGACCACUGUAAAACUAAAGCCAUCUCUGAGCUUCCCCUGCAGAAGAUUCCCUGCAUCUACACAUUCUGCAGUUGCAAUGCACGUGGCAGGAUUGCAGCUGGAGUUUCAGGGGAUGCCAGCAAGUCAAAUCUGGCAAAUAUUUUAAUUUUCCAUUUUUUUCCUUCUUCCUUGGGGUUUUUUCCUUCCUCCUCAAGCACUUUUCCAUUUUUGGCUUCACAGAAUAACACCAUGUAAACCGAUUUUCUCUGGUUUUUUUCCUGCCAAGUGCCACAGAGCAGCUGAAAUGUUUUAACUGUACAGCCCACCAAGACAGGUCAUUACUGCCAUUGUGAUCAGGAGGUAGGUAUUUUGUGGGCUUUUGGAGGGCAGAUGCUUCGAGAGUGUUGCGUGUGGUUAUAGCUUCAUCGAGACGUUCCUCCUUACCAACCCCUUUUUAUAUAAUUGGCAAUCACGGCAAGGGUCUGUAGACUCCAUUUGAGCAGAAAGUAGAAUCCAGGAGAGAGUGAGAGAAAGGAAUGAGAAUGGCUGUUACUCAAUUAUUGUUUGCAUGAGAGUGCAGUUCUAUAAGGACGACGUUAAUGCGGUAUGAGAGUUGCUUUUUUUAUGAGCUCUCUAAUGCGUGGCAGGUUAAUGACACCAUGUUCAGUGAGAUUCUUGCCAGCCAGGUAAUUCGGCAGCUUGAUCAUCAGGUCUGUAAUGUUUACAGCAGCUUGAAUUGCUCCUACAGCUGGAUGUUAAAACUUGCUAAAUUUUCCUGUUCCUAAGGCCAUUGGGCAUUGGAAGUGCAUUUACUUUGGGAGCAUUGCUUUCCAAGUCUCUCAUCCCACUCUAGCUAUGGUUUUUUCAUUCACUUCUAAGACAGAGAAGGGGAAACUUGGGCAGAUCCUGUGUUGGGCCAGAGACCCUAGUUCUCUGCAAACCCCUUGGAUAGGAUUCUGGUAUACAGUGUGCAAAAUAUGGUGGAAAUCUUACAGCCACAUAUGUAGCAGAAACAUCUUCUCUUAUGCCAUUCCUCUUUCUCUUUCCAUGGCAGUGGCUGCCUCCCUCCCUCCAGGAGGACUCUGGCUUUUGGCCUUACCCAGGCUGUCUUGUGCUGUUGCUGUCAGGCUUAGUAACUUGUGCAGCUCACUAAUAGACAAACCACUCGACGAUGAAACCACGACAUAAGAGGUGCUGUUGCUCUAAAGGUGCACUUGAAUGUUCAGCACACAAGCCAGGGCUGCUCUUAAAUCUAUAAACUGUACAGACAUUACAGGAGAAGAGUAUGUAUUGUCUUACCACCGCUGUUCCUAAUGCCUUACGUUCAGAUAAUGAGAUGGUUGGUUUGAAAUCAACAGAGAGGAGGGAAGGAGUGCACGUCCCAUGCAGACAAUUUGUCACCUCCGAUGUUAAUCUGAUGUUAAGCCCACCUGGGCAGAAAAUUGCUGUCCACUGAGAUUGAUUUAUUCUUUGUACCAAAUGUAGU
This is a messenger RNA of Colius striatus (speckled mousebird), 7842 nucleotides long. RefSeq names its product semaphorin 5B (gene SEMA5B). The record is from RefSeq and is a predicted model, not a curated record. The transcript is spliced from 24 exons. Lineage: Eukaryota; Metazoa; Chordata; Aves; Coliiformes; Coliidae. Gene Ontology annotation, molecular function: semaphorin receptor binding; chemorepellent activity. Gene Ontology annotation, biological process: neural crest cell migration; semaphorin-plexin signaling pathway; negative regulation of axon extension involved in axon guidance. Bases 382 to 3660 code for a protein of 1092 amino acids.